AUGAAGCCUGCAUUCAAAGCUUUUGACAUGCAAGGACUAAUAAACAGGAUUAACAGAUCAAUCGUUCCUCCACUUCCUGCACAAUACUCUGCUGCCUUCCGGUGUCUGGUUAAAAGCAUGCUUAGGAAAAAUCCAGAAGCCAGACCAAGCGCUGCUGAGCUUCUCAGACAACCGUUGCUUCAGCCGUAUAUUCAGAAGAUUCAUCUGAAGAUAACUGAUCCAGGAAAUAAUGUUGUUCCAGAAUCUGAAUCCUCUAGGAGAUACAGCUUACCUGAGCAGAGAAGGCGUCCUCCAGGCAAGAGCCAUAGCUUUGGUCCAAGCAGGUUCAGGGGUAAAGAGGAAGUUUCUGUUUCUUCCAUUAGAAAACCUGUGCAAGCAUUGUGUACAGAUGAAAGUGGUGAUGGAACGGUUGUUCAUAGAGCCUCAGAGGCUUCUAAAAAUUCUAGGUAUGUUCCAGUGCGAUCAAGACAGCCUAGGAGUGACCUUGGUCAACGCACAAACCGAAAACCAGCAGCGUUGUCUCGUAGAGCCUCCAUGCCUAGCACAAGAAAACCUGUAAAAGCAAUUAAAGACUCUCACCACCAAAUAAAGUCUCCUAACGUGUCCAUGAACGCACCAAGAAUCGACAAGAUUGAGUUUCCAUUAGCAUCAUACGAGGAAGAGCCAUUUGUUCCAAAGAAAGCAUCGUCUCGAGGUUCAUACAGCCCACCUCCAGAGCCACCACUACUACUAGACUGCUCAGUCACAAAAGACAAAUUCACCCUUGAACCAGGCCAAACGUUAGAAGAUGUAUACCAGGAAAACAGGAGCGAGUCAUCUGAUCAGAAUGCAACUGCAGGAACAUCAAGCAGGACUUCAUCUGGUAUAAUCAUGAGAAGACAAAGAUUUGAUCCUAGUUCUUAUCAGCAACGAGCCGAGGCACUUGAGGGUUUGCUUGAGUUCAGUGCGAGGUUGCUUCAAGAUGAGAGGUAUGAUGAGCUGAAUGUCUUGCUUAGACCAUUUGGUCCAGGCAAAGUUUCACCAAGAGAGACAGCGAUUUGGUUGUCCAAGAGCUUCAAGGAAACUACUAACCUGGAAGAUUAA
Molecule: messenger RNA, 1083 nt
Organism: Eruca vesicaria subsp. sativa (arugula)
Lineage: Eukaryota; Viridiplantae; Streptophyta; Magnoliopsida; Brassicales; Brassicaceae
Source: the annotation of a GenBank genome assembly